GAGUGCCUUACGACAUUGAUUAAGCGACACACCAAUCUUGAUAUUAACAAACGGAGUUACUUGCGCGGCUCUCGCGAGCUGAUAUCAAGUUUGACAUAUGCAUAUUAAUUUUAUUACGUCGACGUACUUUGGAAAUGAAUGCGAUUCGUCUCGCCAGUAUGACUUGCGCGUACCGUUCCCUCAUCGGAGUAAAAGCCCUGCGGGUUUCCGUUCGCCGAGCACCGAGAGCGGAAUCCGAGUCUGCGCCAUGCUUUGCAGAGGCGUGUCCUGGCUCACACGCUCUUAUUUAGUAACAUAGAAGCUUUACUCGUCCACGAUCUUUCGGGGUGGAACGUGCGCGCGCGAGUUUACUCCGAAAAGGGAGAGAAGAGACCUCGAGAGACGAGAGACGCGAAAGAGCGGUGGAUCCGCCGCCGGCGAUCCGGCGAUAAAUACGGCGGCGACCGAGAGAGGAGAGCGAAAUUUUCGGUGGAAAAUGUAACGAUUUCGAGAAGCCUUCUCGCAAAGAGGGAAGAGAACCGCAAGGGUGAGAGGAAGGACGAGAGCGGCGAUUUUCUAAUUUCACGGGGAGACGAGCUUCGCCAUCGGGAGGGAAGUUCAUGGCGUGAGACGUCAUCGGCGCCUCGGAGACUCGCCUAUUUUCUUCGCGGAAGUGUGAAGCCUCGAAAUCAGGAUGCACGCGGUUGGAUUGCACUCGGCGCUGGCCAUCAAACGUCAGCGAAAGCGCCGGGACGAGCAGCGUCGCGCUCGCGAGCGUCGUUAUAGCGCGCAAUCAGGCGAAAGCGGCCUGACGUCGCCUAGGGCCUCGACCGGCUCCCUGGACCACCAUGGCAGGCAUCACAAGGGCACGCACGGCGCGGCGCGCAACGCCGGCCAGGGGAUGCUGGACACCAAGGUGGUCACCUCGAUCGGGAUGCUGCACAUCGGCGUGGUGUUCCUCGUCCUGGGCGCCUUUCUCCUCAUGAGCGGCCUGCUGCCCGGCGACCUCGCUCACUGGGGCACCAAGGCUUCCAGCGGCUGGUGGAACGAGCUCGUCGCCGUGGGACUGUUCGCGGUCGUCGUCGGCGUCUUCCUCAUCGUGCUGAAUCGCGUGAUCGCCAAGAAGGAGGAGGACGAUCUGGAGCAGUACGUUCAACGUCAGCUCACCAGAUCCAGAUCCGGGCAUCGAUUGGAACGGGACGUGGAGACCGGCGGGCUCACCACCCGCCACGCCAGACGGGCCAAGCAGAUGAAGCAGGCGGCCUCGGAUACGUCUCUCGAGAUUAAGGACGGGAAGGCCGUCGACGGUGACGGAUCGCCGCCCAGGAGCCCGCCACCGGCUUACUCGCCGCAGAUCGCGAUCAACGGGGACAAUCAGGCGGUACAAUCAGCGUUGUAUCUGGAGCAGAUUACCGAGGAGGAGAUUAUCAGCGAUCGCGUCGAGACCUCGACCACCACCAGCCUCAGUCCGGGCUCGCCCAGCGAGACUCGCGAGUUGCUGCAGAACGUCCGAUAUUCCAAGCAAAAUGGGAAUCCGCAACAAGUUCAUCGGCCGCUUUACGUUUCCAAGAUCUAGACGGCGGGGAAGAGAGAGGUCGCGUUGCGAUUUCGCCGGAGGACGACCCGGGCGACGCGUAAUCACGCGUAAAAACGAUACGGAUAACGCAACGACAGAUCGCGAGAGGAGCUUUUUUAUCCAGCAUAUUAUUAUUAUUCCGACAUAUCUCUCUUUCGACAACGGAACAUGUAUCUCUGGGAGUCAAAAUUUCGCGAUUCGCGCGUUCACGUUUGUCUUGCGCGAGGGAGAUAUUUAAUCUUAAGACACGUGACGACGGGCCGUGAAAAAUACUUUGGCAGGAUUGCGAGGCACAAGCGCGUUAACGUUAAAAACUCGUGCGAAGCGAGAAAACGCUAAAAUAGGCUCCUGGUACUGGGAACGGCACCCUACUACGAGUAACUUUUACGCGGCCAUACGUACAGAUUUCGUAUCGCGAGUCAAAAAGGGUAAACGCGCCGGUUCCCCUCUUCUUCCGAAGGAAGCGACGAGAGACUUUUAAUCGAUCGAUCGAAGCUUCAAGAGCGACCAUUUCGAUAAUCACACACGCAUACACGCAUCCCACCCGAUACUUCGAACGAGGAACCCGCGUGCGUCAAGUAGGUAACAAAAGAAUCGAAUUCAAGGACCAAGAACAUUAUCCAAGGAGAUCAUAUCGUAGAAAGAGACACGACUUUACGAAACGACAUUGCUAUUCAAAACGCAUUCUAUAGCGGCAAGUAUGUUACUCUCGUUGAAUAACUUAUUGAGAAAAUAAUCCAUUUAUACUUCAAAGAAAUCUAUUAGACGUAUAAGUGUAACGACGCGUAUAUUACGCGGGAGUCCUUUUAGGAUACGCUCGAUCCUUUCCCGAUUAUUUCUCCGAGUUGAUCUCACGUUGAAAAAUUACCGCGUUUUACUUGUAAUUGUUAUCUUUAAUAUCCAACAACCGAAUCUCGCGAUGACAUUCCCAGAUUUUAUUUCGAUAUAUACACACUUUAGCGCUAAUAUUUCAACUUGGAAAAUAUGAUUAAUAUACAUACAUAUAAAUAUAUAAAUAUAUACGGCGAAUUCCAAAAUAUACGAGACAAGAAAAAUUGCAACUAUUCGUCCAAUGACUGUUGGCGCAGCAGUAUUGUUAAGCUAGUCGAUAAUUUGUAAUGUGCUAUAUUCCUUUUUUAUAAUAUAUUAAACAUUUAUUUACAUACAUACUCUAGAUUUAGAUGGCGAGAUGUUUGAGAACAAACGACGUCGCGAAAUCUCUCGUGACGAUUCCAUCUAAAACAAUCAAUGAAAUGACGUUACAUUUCGCGCGCGUUCGCUCGUUUGUUUCCGAAUAUCUUUGAAAAUGAAAUAUCGCUAUGCUCGGGCGCUACUAUUCUGUGAUCCUAAGAGAAGAAAUUAAUCGUCUUACACGUCAAAUGAAAUCACAUUGAAAAUGUUCUUUCGAAAUAUCGUGUAUACUCUGUAUAUAUUAUAUACUAUAUAUUAUAUUAUACACGCUGCAUUAUAUACAUGCUGUUUUUAUCAUCAUCGCGCGGGGCGCUAUCUACUUCUUACAACACAAAGAGUGUCCCACUAUAUUUAAUUAUAUCUAAUUACAAUUUUUUAUGCCUUUUGCAAAUUUAAGAAAGUGAGAAUGCGCGAGUGCGAGAGAGGAAAAUUGUGUGACGAUGGGACUAGAGAGAAAGAGAGAAGGAGAUUGUAAAAGAAUAGACGCGAAUAAAAAGGGCGAAAUUCAUUACGAUUAAAUCGGGGUCGGUUGAGACGAUCGAUGGGAAUUGGGAGCAGACCUAUCGCGUUUGACUGAAUAUAAUAUCCUUACAAAAGUCGCGCCAAAAAAAUUUCGCUUAAAUAAUUUUUUAAACGUCCGGGAUUAUAAAAGAAUCGCUUUCGAAUGGCAACGGUGCGUGAAAAAUUUCGUCGAAAAUUAUUUUCGAAAAUCUUCUUAAACCGGCUCUGAAUUAAACGUCGUGCAAAAGUGCCUUUGGUUGUGCAUUUGAUAUCUUCCUUUGAAUUUGUUCGAGAGACGAAGAGAUACAUGUGAGAUUAUAAUUUCGCGUAUACUCGUUUGAUUUUCGCGUGUCUCGGAUACGCGCGAACUCUAUAAACGAUUAUUGUAGACAUGCACAAACGUAUGAAUGAAUGUUAAUCGAGGAUCGAUCGUUUCUCAAACUUCUGUGAUCACGAGUAUUCUCUAUUUUUGACAAGCAAUUUUUUAGUCUCAAUUCUAUUCGUUUGUUUCCUCGACUCGAAAGGCUGAAAUCGCAAACUAAUCUUACUUAUUAUAUACAUGUAUUAUACAUACGCGCAUACAUAUACAUAUAUAUGUGUACAUAUAUGUAUACGUAUGCAUGUAUAUAGCGUAAGUCUCUCUCGCAUUUAAAUCUAAGGAUAUACAUCUUCUUAAAGUUAGAAAUACUUCUCGUACUAUCUCGAUUGUAAUUUUGUUGUUUACAUAUGAUAGAUUUACAAGGCACGAUAUCUUUUCAAGGGGCGCAUACCUAUCUGAGACGGGAAAUGUCUCUGCUUCGGGUACUUUAUCGCCCUCAAAUAAGUGGUACAAUUAUAUUCUACAUAGUGUCGCGCAUAUAUAAGCACGCGCCUAUCGUAUGUUUGCAAACUUUUCAGAUUUAAAUGCAUGAAUCGAUUAUCGAUGCGUAGAAAGCCACAUUUCUGGAAGAAACGACAUUUCUUUGCAGAAUUAUUCGUUAUAUCUCGCACAUUUUUGUUUCGUGCUACUUUGAAAAAUCUCGAUCGUUGACUUUACAUUUUACAGCAUUUUUUAGAUACAUAUAAUAGCGCGCGACGUAUAUAGUAAAAAAUAGAAGUGCAUUAUCCGCACAAUGAAACACAAGAGACCGAUGAAUGUGGAUGCACGAUUCGAUUAUUCGAUGACGAAUCAAAUCGUCGUUGCGUUAAUCGUUAGUCUUUUUUCGAAAGCGAUUAUUUCCUCGAUAUCCCUGGAGAUUUAAAAAAAAAUCUCCAUUUCGUGGCGAUUGCUGCGAGCGAUCCUGCCCAUUAAUGCAGCUACGAUAACCGGAAGAGCCGGCAUCCUUUGUUUUUGCGAGAGAAUAGUAACGAUAAUGGGAGGGAAAGAGUUGAAUUCAAUGAUGAAAGUAUUGCUAGAAACGCAUAAACGAAACUAAAAUGCUCAUUUUGCGAAUAUAUAUUACACAGAAUGAACCUCUUCUAUGCCGUUACACACAUCUUGAUCAAAUUCUUGUCGAAAUCUCAAGUAUGUAUAAGCGAAUGUAUCGAGAGAAGAAACGUCUCAGACAGCAUCCAUGUCCAAAAGACGUCAAAAAGACGACUCAAAGAUGUCUUAAAGUCCUCUAGACGUCUUUGAGAUGUCUGUUUUGGCCUUUUUGUGUCCGGGAUGUUUCCGUUUCUCAUUCAAUAUCGUGUUUCACACGCUUCCGGACUGAAAUUGAUGCGUGCGGGUAAAUGAUAAGCGGCAAGAACACUCGAUGAAUGCGCAUAUCUGCAUCUCUCUCGGGACAAUUUAAGAAUAUUACUAUACUUACCGUGAAAUUUAUAACGUACAAGAUACAAGUGUAAGAGGAUACGUUUGCGUGGGGUCGGAAUUGCAGGGAAUAGUGACAGGGUGUUGAGAGGGAGCGGUGUUUCGCAGCCAUCGUUUACCGCAUCGCGUUACCGAAUCGAUGUCAUCUUCAUCCCCUCGGGAUCCGUCCUUGGGAAACGUAUCCGUAGAAGGCUAAGUUUUAAAAAAGGCUACGCGUUACACACGACGAAGAAAAAAAAAAGUAUUGUUGUAAUUAUCGUUAUAUACUAAAAUACGCGCAAAAGAGUGUCACUUCGCUGCUGUUGCGAUUACUCUCUACCAUAGGUAUUUUAAUCGAGUUCUCAAAGCUUUCUUAUGCGAUUUCUCUAUUGUACCACUUAUAUACAACUUGAUGCACGAUUUUUCGAGAAUAAAUAUUUAUGAAACGCUC
Camponotus floridanus (Florida carpenter ant) is the source of this 5469-nucleotide messenger RNA. RefSeq lists its product as uncharacterized. The coding region runs from base 674 to 1555 and encodes 293 amino acids. NCBI's taxonomy places the organism in Eukaryota, Metazoa, Arthropoda, Insecta, Hymenoptera, Formicidae. The transcript has 3 exons. The record is from RefSeq and is a predicted model, not a curated record.